AUGCUUCGUCAGGUGUUGUGUCGCGGCCUCUGCCAGACUCUCUCACAUCAGGGCCUCAGUAGUCGCAGAGGCGGCUCCACUCUGGAUUGGAAUGGAAAAGUGUCUGAGAUCAAGAAGAAGAUUCAGUCAGCCCUGCCUGGAAGGGCCUGGGAUCCACUGUAUGACACCAGCCACCUUCCCCCUGAGCACACAGAUGUGGUGAUUGUGGGAGGUGGGGUGCUUGGCUUGUCAGUGGCUUAUUGGCUGAAGAAGUUGGAGAAGCAGCGUGGUGCCAUUCGGGUGCUGGUGGUGGAGCGUGACUGCACGUAUUCACAGGCUUCGACCACGCUUUCUGUCGGAGGAAUUCGUCAACAGUUCUCGUUGCCAGAGAACAUCCAGCUCUCCCUCUUCUCCGUCAACUUUCUACGGAACAUCAAUGAGUACCUGGCCGUAGUCGAUGGUCCUCCCUUGAAUCUGCAGUUCAACCCCUCAGGGUACCUUUUCCUGGCUUCAGAAGCAGAUGCUGCCAUCAUGGAGAGUGGUGUCAAAGUACAGAGGCAGGAGGGAGCUAAGGUCUGUCUGAUGUCUCCUGAGCAGCUUCGGAACAAGUUUCCCUGGAUAAACACAGAGGGAGUGGCAUUGGCAUCUUACGGGUUGGAGGGUGAAGGCUGGUUUGACCCCUGGUGUUUGCUACUUGGACUUAGGCGAAAAGUCCAGUCCAUGGGAGUCCUCUUCUGCCAGGGAGAGGUCACACGUGUCAUCUACUCGGCCAACUGCAUGGAGAACAUAGGUGGGGAAGAAGUAAUUUUGAAAAGAAUUCAUGAAGUCCAUGUAAAGAUGGACCACAGCCUGGAGUACCAGCCUGUGGAGUGUGCCAUUGUCAUAAAUGCAGCUGGAGCCUGGUCUGGACAGAUUGCAGAGCUAGCUGGCAUUGGGGACGGAGCCCCUGGCACCCUGCAGGGCACCAAGCUCCCUGUGGAACCAAGAAAGAGGUAUGUGUACCAAUGGCACUGCCCCCAGGGACCUGGCCUGGAGACUCCACUCAUUGCAGACACCAGUGGAGCCUAUUUCCGCAGGGAAGGACUGGGAAACAACUACAUUGGUGGCUGUAGCCCAUCUGAGGAGGAAGAACCAGAUCCUGAGAACCUGAAAGUGGACCAUGCUUUCUUCCAGGAAAAGGUGUGGCCCCAUUUGACCCAAAGGAUACCAGCUUUUGGGACUCUUAAGGUUCGGAGCUCUUGGGCUGGCUAUUACGACUACAACACCUUUGACCAGAAUGGUGUAGUGGGGCCCCACCCACUAGUCGUCAACAUGUACUUUGCUACGGGCUUUAGUGGUCAUGGGCUGCAGCAGGCUCCUGCUGUGGGGAGAGCUGUGGCAGAAAUGGUGCUGGAAGGCAGCUUCCAGACCAUCAACCUGAGCGCCUUCCUCUUCAGUCGAUUUUACUUGGGAGAGAAGGUCCCAGAGGCUAACAUCAUCUGA
Messenger RNA from Elephantulus edwardii (Cape elephant shrew), 1461 nucleotides. It is a transcript of the gene FOXRED1, whose product is annotated as FAD-dependent oxidoreductase domain containing 1. The transcript is spliced from 11 exons. Lineage: Eukaryota; Metazoa; Chordata; Mammalia; Macroscelidea; Macroscelididae. Gene Ontology annotation, molecular function: oxidoreductase activity. Bases 1 to 1461 code for a protein of 486 amino acids. The record is from RefSeq and is a predicted model, not a curated record. Gene Ontology annotation, cellular component: cytoplasm.